AUGGCCAAGGGCUCGAAGAAGAGUAAUCAGGUUGACGCCUUGUCAACCAAUAUCAGCAUCCCACAACAACAAGAUCGUCGUAGACAUUCGAUCUUGCUUCUUUCAGAGUCGGUAGCCAGCAGAAGAUCUUCCAAGACUGGCAGAGACUCUUGCAGGCCUCUUAAACCAGGAAACAUUGGUUACAGUCCAAAACAGCCCAGUAGUGUCGACUCGAGAGUUUUCAUCAAUGCAGGGUCUCCCAACUUCAAAACGCUCAAGCAGGACCAGCACGAUGAAAUUCUCAACAGUUUGCGUACCAAUUACUUGAACGACUAUAUGGCUCCAAAAAAGAGCACGACCAGCUCAUUUCCGUCAGACCAGCACCCGAUCCUCGCCGAUCAAGAUUUUUUGGGUCCAGAGCAGGUUUCUGAAAUCCCUGAACGCGAUCUUAAUCUCGAGAGUCAGGGUGGACACAUUACCAGAGAGCUAUAUCGAAUGACGUCGGCAAACAGUAACUUGAAAAGAAUACACUCCACGGGAGAGUUGGACAUACCGCACGAAGCGCCGCGACCCGAGUCCACAGCAAGCGCUUUGAAUGUUCCAGGUGGUUUUAGAAGGGAAUUUAUUUUACAGAAGCAUAAGAAUGGGAAGGACACGGUAGGUUCCUCCGUCAGUGAGUCUGGAACUUACUGUUCGGACUAUGAAUCGCAGCAAUCAGAUCAAAACAACUUGGAUAAAGUUCCCUUUCUCACCAGAAAUUUCCUGGAGUUCCUAUAUGUGUAUGGGCAUUUUGCCGGUGAAUCAUUCGAAGACGAUUUUUACGGAGAACAGGAAGUCGGCCCACAUGGUGUUGACGAGAGGAGCCCCUUGCUGGCUAGAACUGAGGAGGAAACAGGCAAGAAGAUCCUUAUACCAAAAUCGGCCAAGGGUACAACCUCGACUGCCAAAGCGUUUCUCUUGAUGCUCAAAUCUUUCAUUGGUACUGGCGUCUUGUUCCUGCCUGCAGCUUUCGCAAACGGGGGACUUUUGUUCUCGAUUGUGAUGUUGACGUUCUUCGGAAUGUAUUCAUAUUGGUGCUAUUACAUUUUGACGCAAUCGAAAGUGGCAACUAAAGUCUCGUCGUUUGGGGAUAUUGGACUUACUUUGUAUGGCCCCUGGAUGAAAUUCACAAUAUUGUUGUCAUUGGUUUUAACCCAACUUGGGUUCUCCGGCGCAUAUGUGAUUUUUACGGCCAAAAACCUUAUGGCGUUCAUUGAAAACGUAUUUCAUUGGCCAGGGGUGACAAUAAUGCACUUGCUGCUCCUGCAACUGGUAAUAUUUGUGCCAUUAUCUUUCAUAAGAAAUAUUGCGAAGCUGUCCCUUCCCUCUUUAGCGGCGAACUUCUUUGUUAUGGGAGGAAUUGUCAUUGUCAUCGCCCUGACCGGUAAGCAUUUAUUUAUGGACCUCGGCGGUGUACCUGCUGACGGAGUCACUUAUGGCUUUGAUGCUAAGCACUGGACUCUAUUUGUAGGGACGGCAAUUUUUGCUUUUGAAGGAAUUGGGCUUAUUAUUCCCGUCCAGAGCUCCAUGAAACAUCCAGAGAAAUUCCCUGUGGUUUUGGGGAUGGUGAUUAUAACUGCGACAGUGCUUUUCAUCUCAGUUGCCACUUUAGGUUAUUUGACUUAUGGAGAACAUACCAAAACAGUCAUCUUGCUCAACUUGCCACAAGAGAGUAUUUUGGUGAACCUAAUUCAAUUUUUCUACAGUUUGGCAAUUUUGCUUUCUACUCCACUGCAACUGUUCCCAGCCAUUGCUAUCGUGGAGAAUAAAGUCUUCCCCAAGUUCACUAAAAUCUACGUCAAGCGUAACAACCAAACUAACGUUCAGUAUAAGCCUAACUCCGGUAAGCUUGAUUGGCGUGUUAAAUGGCUCAAGAAUUUUGUGCGCUCUCUAAUCGUUUCCUCCACAGUAAUGGCGGCCUAUUUUGGGGCCGAUAAUCUAGACACUUUUGUUUCCAUUGUGGGGUCCUUUGCAUGUAUCCCUUUGGUCUACAUUUAUCCUCCGAUGCUGCACCUGAGAAGCUGUAGCAAACCCAAUUGUCUGGAAGCCGUUAGUGUUUGGCAAAAGUGGCCUGUGCUCUUAGAUUAUGUGCUAAUUUUAUUCGGUUGUAUUGGUAUGAUCUACACGUCCUACCAAUGUAUCAUGGGCUAA
Molecule: messenger RNA, 2169 nt
Organism: Lachancea nothofagi CBS 11611
Lineage: Eukaryota; Fungi; Ascomycota; Saccharomycetes; Saccharomycetales; Saccharomycetaceae
Source: the annotation of a GenBank genome assembly